AUGACUACUACGCCCAUGACUCUGCUCGGUGCUCUGACGUCGACCUACACACCGAUCGGGGCAACGUGUAACAGCAUCCACUUUGCUAUCAAUCCGUUGCAUGAAACAGGAUGGUUUGCCUUGGGAGCGAUUGAGACCGACUACUUGACUUCUUCUUGUAUGCCGGGAGGAUACACACGAGCGCCCCAGUAUUACUACUCGCCAGGUGUUUGCCCGUCUGGUUAUACACCUGCCUGCUCCGCAUCCCUGACAACAGACAGCGCUGUCACGACACUAGCCACGUGCUGCCCAACCGGAUAUGUCUGUUAUCAAAACCGAGGAGACAAUAUCUAUGGAUGUACCUCUCUCGUAACUUCGGAAAGCGUUCUCACUGUCUUGAGCGUCAGCUACGAGACCAUUACCGGAGACUCGACCACAAGUUAUCCAAUUGAUACGGCCACAAUCACCACAACAAUAUCCCAGGACGAAUACAUGAUCAAUGCUUAUGGUGUGAUAGUGCAAAGACAAGCGGAUGACCCGGCAUUCGUGUCAACAAGUGGUGCUUCAACUUCAACUUCCACAGCAUCAUCGGGUACAGUCGCUUCGGUGCCUAGCGAAACCGGUACAUCGACCGCCGCAGCGGCUGCUGGUUCAUCGUCAUCGUCAUCGUCGUCAUCUGAGCUGAGCACUGGUGCCAAGGUCGGAUUGGGUGUUGGAGUAUCCCUUGCAGCAAUUCUCUUUAUAGGCUCGAUCGUCUUCUUCUUUCUCUCACGACGGAGAGCAAGGAACGCAGCAGGACAAGGGGAGGCAGGGCAGGCAGGGCAUCUCAGCGAGCUAGGGAGUCCCAACAGCGCGAAUUGGUCAGGGCAGCCGGUAAUGGUCUCCCAAAUGGAUGCUUCCUCGAUUGCUCAACCAUACGGCCAGCCAUACAAGGACCAACAAUAUGCCUCCCACAAUUACGCCGCACCCGCGUAUCACCAGGUUCCACAGCAACUGUCAGCCGAUAGUGUUCCGGUGGAAAUGUCGGCCGAGGCGCCAAAGCCUGCAAGCCAUGGUCCAUACUAG
Pestalotiopsis fici W106-1 is the source of this 1044-nucleotide messenger RNA. RefSeq lists its product as uncharacterized. The record is from RefSeq and is a predicted model, not a curated record. The transcript is spliced from 3 exons. NCBI's taxonomy places the organism in Eukaryota, Fungi, Ascomycota, Sordariomycetes, Amphisphaeriales, Sporocadaceae. Bases 1 to 1044 code for a protein of 347 amino acids.